UGUGGUGUAAGAAAAUAUCAAAACAGGGGACUGUUGUAAGGCUAGUUUAUAAUUCAAUCUUGGGGGCGGGAAGAGAAGUAAACUGCCCACCAACAACCUCUCUUUCUCUCUCUAAAACAAUCCUUCCCUCCAUGGCCCCCGGUUUUGCACCUUCUCUCUCUCCUCUAUAUAUUCCCUCUAUCCACCUCGCCCUUUUUCAUCACAGCAACAACUUGAUCCACCGACUCCUUCCGUAUUUUCCACACCUUUUCCUGCAAUCCAAACACUCAUUUUUUCUCUUCAUACCCAUCUUCACAGAUCUCUUACCAAGUCUUCAUCCAACAAGAACAAAUUUGGCCCAAGAAUUGAACUGGGUUUUGGAAUUUACAUCAAAUAUGGUACAUAUAAUUGUGUAGAUUAUAGAAAAAAAAAAAAGGCCUUUUGGAUUUUGAGUAACUAGUUUUUUUGAGGAUUUUGGUGGUGGGUCGAUGACGAUCGAAGCAAGGUUGGUAGAUCAGAGAAGAGACACGAAUGUUGGGCAUGUUGCUAAGAUCAUUAGGAAGAAGAAAUUUCAUAGAAGGACCAAGAGGCCAACAGGUCUGCAGAGGCUGUUCGUGUCUUGCAAGGAGGUGUUCAGAGGCCAUGGGAUUGUUCCUUCUCCGAGUGAUGUGCAAAAGUUGUGCCAUAUUUUAGAUGGUAUGAUUCCAGAAGAUGUGGGGCUAAGUAGGGAUUUGCAAUUCUUCAAGCCUAAAAAUCCCGUCAAAGGGACCCCAAGAGUCACAUGCACAACCAUAUACCAGUGCGAGAACUUUUCGUUGUGUAUGUUUUUUCUUCCUGCAACUGCUGUCAUUCCCCUUCAUAAUCACCCUGGGAUGACUGUUUUCAGCAAGCUUUUGCGGGGAACCAUGCACAUUAAGGCAUAUGAUUGGGUGGAUCCUGUCAAUUCAGAUGACUCUGUGCAACCCUCUCAACAUGGUUUUGCAGCAAGAUUGGCAAGGUUGAAAGCCGAUAGUGUCUUCACAGCACCAUGUGACACGUCUGUAUUAUAUCCAACAUCAGGAGGCAAUAUCCAUGCCUUUACAGCUAUUACACCAUGUGUAGUGCUGGAUGUGAUGGGACCUCCAUAUUCUAAAGACGAUGGCCGAGAUUGCUCAUACUAUAGAGACACUCCCUACAAUGCUUUAUCAAAUGGAGAAAAAAAUACAGUAGCAAAGGAAGGAGUUGGUGACUCUUAUGGAUGGCUGGAAGAGAUUGAGAUGCCGGAGGACUCCCAGAUGGACGGAAUCGAGUACUUGGGUCCACCAAUUUCUGAAUUUACUUCCUAGCUAUCUAAUUAAGGGUAGGCAUACAUCAAAAUCUGAAUCUUUUUUUUUGUUUUUGGGUUUAGUUUGCAACUUUUUUUUGGUUCUUUUGAUUUCGUCUUUGUGGUGUUCAUUUUGUUUUUAUAUGUGAAUGGAAGGUCGCUGUGUAGAUGGAAGAAAGAAAUUUUCGAAGAAAUUUUCUUAGUUUUAUACUCUGGUAUAUGUAUAUAUAACAUGGUUUUGACAUUUUAGUAAGAAACUGGGUGUACCAGUUAUGUAGUUUACAAAUUCACAA
This is a messenger RNA of Camellia sinensis, 1575 nucleotides long. The record is from RefSeq and is a predicted model, not a curated record. NCBI's taxonomy places the organism in Eukaryota, Viridiplantae, Streptophyta, Magnoliopsida, Ericales, Theaceae.